Molecule: messenger RNA, 1640 nt
Organism: Sinocyclocheilus rhinocerous
Lineage: Eukaryota; Metazoa; Chordata; Actinopteri; Cypriniformes; Cyprinidae
Product: probable E3 ubiquitin-protein ligase RNF217
Exons: 6
Coding region: 105-1640 (511 amino acids)
Biological process (GO): protein ubiquitination
Molecular function (GO): ubiquitin-protein transferase activity; zinc ion binding
Source: RefSeq, a predicted model, not a curated record
CGGACCCGGAAGUGGUGUAAUAGUUACUCGCUCUGUGUUUAGUUUUUGAGUUUGAAAGCGGACUGUGUGUGUUUUCGCACAAAUGGAAAGUUGACCGCUCGGGAAUGGAAGAUGAGUCUUCCAUGCGUAUGAAUGUCACCGCUCAAAAUAUGCCCGGUUAUAUUGGACGCGACGGGGAAUCUGUCCAUGUAUCCAGCGGGACACGGAGCACUGAUUUCGGCCGGGAUGUCCGCAGCAGCGACGCGAAGGUGCCAUCAUCAUUAUCGUUAUCCUCGAAGGAUGUUUUGGAAUUUCAUAAACACAAACAUGAGCCAGGAGGCAAUAAUAAAGAAAAUGACGAGAGGGAAAACAUAAGAGCCGUGGAUAUUUUAAAAAGGAAUUUGGGUUCCACUAUCAGAGAUCCAGAAGAUGCCACAGACCUAGAGAAAGUAGAAUUUGACAUCAAAUUGAACGACUUGGAUCAUGAAAAGGAUGAUGAAAGGAUGCAAUGUAACACAAAAAGUCUCCAACAAAACAUGGAGAGUAACUCAGGAUUGGGAGAUCCUGAUGGGAAUCAUCAUAUUGAUUAUAUUGAUUUGAAGAGUGGUGAAGAUCCCAGCCAAUCAAAAGAGCAUGUUUACUGCACUGUAUACUGUAUUGCCAAUGAUAAUUAUAGGAUACCUGUUGAGAAAACAACAUCUGAUCAUGAAACUACAUCAUUGUCAUCAGCAGCAGCAGAUGUGCUGGUUUUACCUCCCACCGACUUGCCAAAUUCAGAAUUGGACUAUGAGCACUAUCCAGAGCCCUAUACAGUCUCCGACUUGAUGCUGUCUGGAAUAAACGGCUCGUAUAAUGCUGACAACAGUUUAUCUGUUGUGUUAACAUGUCGAAUUUGUCUUGAUGACAAACAAGCCAUACCACUACACUGCUGCAAAAAUGCAGUUUGUGAAGAAUGUCUGAAAAGAUACAUCAUCUCACAGGUAUCCACAUCCAUACUAUCUCAAUGCAAGUUUUUCCUUUCUUUUCAUGUGAAUGACUACAAAAUGAAGACGUCCACCAAGAGUGAACAUAAGUAUAAGAUUCAGUGCACAAAGUGCCAGUUUGUCUGGUGUUUCAAAUGCCACGCGCCCUGGCAUGAAGGCCUGAAGUGUCGAGACUACAGGAAAGGAGACAAACUGUUGCGUCACUGGGCCAGCGUCAUCGAAUAUGGCCAGAGGAACGCUCAGAAGUGUCCACGCUGCAAGAUCCACAUUCAGAGAACGGAGGGCUGCGAUCACAUGACCUGCACACAGUGCAAAACUAACUUUUGUUAUCGUUGCGGGGAGAAGUACAGGCAUCUGCGCUUCUUUGGGGACCACACCUCCAACCUGAGUGUGUUUGGAUGCAAGUACCGCUACCUGCCUGAGAAACCCCAUCUGCGCCGGCUGGUCCGAGGCUCUGUUUGUAUGAGUAAAGUGCUGGUGGCUCCAGUGGUCAUUGUCCUCGUGGUGGUUGUUGGAGCUCUGGCUUUGGUCAUAGGCGGGGAUCACCAUCUGGACAGAGGAUCCGAACCCCAUGUGUGGUCCUACAUCAGCAAGCAGAGAUUACAACCUGUGUGUCACAUGAUGAGUCAAGGCUUCCUCAGAUUUCCUUCUUUGUCCCUCCUUGCUGGUAGUCUCUGA